Molecule: messenger RNA, 2436 nt
Organism: Tuber aestivum (summer truffle)
Lineage: Eukaryota; Fungi; Ascomycota; Pezizomycetes; Pezizales; Tuberaceae
Source: the annotation of a GenBank genome assembly
AUGAGUUCGACUUUUGGUACCAAGAUCUUAAGAUCGCACCAGAAAUUUCAACCGUUCCAACAACAGGAGCACCAACACGCGUUAGUACCGGCCCGCCGGACAUCGCUACCCUUUGAGGAGGAGAAGGAGACCUGUUCGGGGCAGAUUGGAUUAAUAAUACCGGUCCCUGAUGUUUGUGAUGAAGAAAGACAUGCUACCAAAGACUGGUGGGCGGAUCCGGGAAAAUUGAGGUAUCGUAGAUCAUAAUAUCUUCAUUAAUUUCAGUAAAGAGUUCAUAUUGUUGAUUCAUGGUGGCCGGACUUUUAGCACCUUGGGUCCAGCAAAACAGGCGUUUGAAGAGGCUAUCCAAAUUUUUAACGGAACCCUGGCAAAAAGUGAGAAGGAACGGCUCGAUCCUGAAAGGGCCACCACAAUGGCAGACGUCUUGGAGUACACAAACAAAGCCAAGGAGACCUGGGAAAAUAAACCUCGCUGGAAGAAGCCUCGGAAAUGGUUAGAGCGCUUCUCCACCCGAGUGACACAUUACAGCAAAGUCAUGGAUGUCCUUGUUCAACACCACCCAGAGUAUGCCUCCCUUGCAUGGGGAGCAAUGAAGCUUCUGUUCGUCGUGAGUUAACUCCCCACGGAACGCAACCCGAAGCCACCCAGGGACAAGAGUUACUGAUCAACCUGUCCUUCGCUGCAGCUCGUCAUCAACCAUGAGACGGCAAUAAAAGAAGUCGCAAAAACCCUCACACGGAUUAGCGGCUAUCUUCCACAGGCCGACCUGCUCUCAAUUAUGUACCCCAGCGAUGAGAUGCGAAUCGGAGUCGCCACGCUCUACGCCCACAUAAUAUCAUUCCUGCAGCGCGCAACAAGUUGGUAUCGUGGCGGCCGCUUAUCCCACUUCUUCAGAGCCUUAUGGAAUCCCUUCGAAGUGUCAUUCAGGGAACUGGUAGAUGAUAUCCGUGAGCAAGGGAAACGUGUGGCCGAUCUAGCAGACGUCGGGCACAAGCUAGACACGAGAGUGAAUAGAGGCCUGAUAGAAGACCUCUGCAAAAAAGUGGAACGAGUUAGUGCUUUAGUAGGAGCCGGACAAGCGCCAGAUAGAAGGAAAUCCAUGAAUGGACAAGUUCAUUGUAUACAAAUGACGCAGAGGGAAUUCUUUGGUAUGAUAUAUACGAUAUGACCAUGUCUGUUUUCGCAGAAGGAAAGUUGGGAGAACCGAAGUAUGGCUAACUUUGCUGGUUUCCUUCGUACGCAAAGAGCUGCAAAAUAGAUUUUGGGCCAGCAAGCAAGAUCAGGAGCAACUUUGUCAAAAUAUGUUUGGACAACUAAGACCCCUCCUUGGAUACAAAUCCCCCGGCUUUGAGAACCUGAAAAUAUCCGGGUCUUUGGGUUUGCCUGUGGAACUCGAUUUCCGCGGCCUGCCGAAAGCUCUGGGUAGGUUAGCGGUGGAUCUCGAAGAGACAGCGGCCAUGUUUAGCUACCAAAUAGCAUUCAUAUUCUGCUCGAAUGAAACGGUGUGCGGGUAUUUGAAAAGUCCCGUGGAUGUAGCAAAAUUGUUGGUCUUCCACGUCCUAGAACACAACCCCCACCUACUCCUGGAGCAGCGAAACACUCUACCAUUGGACCGUCUCCAAGCAGCACGGACAGUCCCAGACUUUAUCAAGAUCCUAGAGGACAUCCUCCGCUUUAUCCCGAGCAUUCUAUUCGUCAUCGACUCCAUCGACGCCUGUGCCCUCCCUGCCCUGCGGGGGGACAAAGCCGAGUGCACAUCUAACGACAUCCAACAACUGAUCGAUGGACUGACAGGCCUAGCGCGGACCUUUGAGAACUCAGUCAAGAUAACGUUCACCACGCGCCCCUCGAACAAGCGCCUCCUCACCCCGGGCCCGCUCUUCGAAAAACACGCGACUAAGCUGCACCUGCACGGUGGCAUGGUCGGUUGGAUAGACGAAAAGAGGGACGACUUCCCCCUCCCCAGAUUCCGCAACCACACUUUCAUCACACCGGAUGCAGUGGCCCCGCGGGAACCAUCUGAUGACGAGCCGUUUUUGAAAAUGACCACUCCCGAGGGCGGAUCCAUUUCUGCGGGCACGCCGAAUAAAUUCCCGCUACCGAAGAGGCCGUCGUGGCCGAGUAAUCUCUAUUCCAUCAUCAGACAUAAAUGCGAGUUCCGGGAUUGUAUCGAUCUCGCGACUAUGGAGCGGACACUCACGACAGCGAAAUUUCCGAACCCCUUUUGCGGGCGGUAACAGCGUUGGCGGGUGUGCCUCGGGCCUUCGAUGUUUCUUCUAUGGAAUAUACUUGUUUGUUGCCUAAUGUGCCGUACUAUGUACAUAUUGGAAGAGCGGAUGCUGUUCGGUGUUUCGAAUUUUGCUCCACCUAUUUUCAGAGUUGGAGCAAGUGUUGUGCCUGUAUUAUCAUAAUGUUAUCGUACUCGGGAAAUUCCCA